AUGAGAGUUGGGAUUAAUCGUAACCAGACUCGAAAAAUGUUCUCAACAAAAUCAGAAAAUGCUCCUAGUUCAACCGUAACUGCUACUAUUAAUAACUGUUUUUCUAUUAGUCAUCUUUUGCAAGUCACGACUACUUCUUCUUGCUCUUCCGUACAAGAAUCUGAUACUACUGAUGCUAAAUAUAACUCAAAAAGAAAUGAAGAAAGUCCUGGAACAUCAAGAAAGUCACUUCCUAAUAUGUUAUUACCAUCUGACAAUUCUGAAGCAAAAACCGACAAAAAUGUAUUCAGUGGUAUGCAAAGUAAUAACUGUAAACAAUCUAACUUUCCAUUACCUUUAAAUUCAGCAAUGGAUAUAUUAAAUCAGCCAGACUCUUUUUUAGAUUCAAAAUCUGUUAGUGCUACUACUACUAUCGCACCACAUUUAGAUGAAAAAUCAUUAUUACCAUAUGCUGAAACAAGUAUACCGUUUUGGUUAAAUUGUGCUGCAGCAACUGCUGCUGCAAUACCAUUUGAACAAACAUUUUUGAUGGCUCAAAGAUCAGCAGCAAUACUACCUAAUUUGUGGGCAUCUUCGACAAAUGCAGAUGCAUUACGACUAGUUGCAGCCAGCAAAUCAUAUCGACGAAGGAAAGCACGUACUGUAUUUUCAGAUCAACAACUACAAGGUUUGGAAAAAAGGUUUGAAACGCAACGGUAUUUAUCAACACCCGAACGUAUUGAACUCGCUACUGUACUUAACCUAAGCGAAACGCAGGUGAAAACAUGGUUUCAAAAUCGACGUAUGAAGCAUAAAAAAAUUGUUCGAAAACAAGGUGAUGGCUGCAUUGGAAGUGAAAACACUGCUAACAAGUCAAGUAAUAUGGAUUCAGACAAAGAAUGA
Thelazia callipaeda (thelaziosis nematode) is the source of this 882-nucleotide messenger RNA. NCBI's taxonomy places the organism in Eukaryota, Metazoa, Nematoda, Chromadorea, Rhabditida, Thelaziidae. The record is from the annotation of a GenBank genome assembly.